Molecule: messenger RNA, 747 nt
Organism: Colletotrichum navitas
Lineage: Eukaryota; Fungi; Ascomycota; Sordariomycetes; Glomerellales; Glomerellaceae
Exons: 1
Source: RefSeq, a predicted model, not a curated record
CGUGAUUCAUCAUGCCCAGAAACACACUGUUCGCCGAACAAGAAACGACGGCAGCCAUCUCAGCCCCGUCCCGGGACGGGACACCCGUACAUGAGCAUACAUGCACGUGGUGCAUACCUACGGUCGUACUACGUACUGGAGUAUGCAUGCAGCCAGCAGUCUUAUUACCCCGGUGCCAUGGAUUUUUUGCUUCUUUCUUGGUAGUCGGUCGGUCUACCUAUUUGUCAACAAGGCGAGAAGAGACGAGGACCACGAUCGUUGCCUCUCUGCCUGCCUCUUUUUCUUCACACCCCUCCUUUAUUCCCCCUCCCCCCUCCCCUUUGCUUUCUUCCCUCACUCUCAAACGCUAGGGGGAAUGGGAGAUCGACUAAGUGCGUCUGCUGGGACUCCCGCCGUCUCGGGCGUGGAAUCGUGGCUUAACUUUUUUUCUGCCUUCCCGUCUCUCCGCAUCGAGGCAAGGACAUCGUACAUCCUACCCAAGGUAUCCGUAGUAGUGCCGCCUAUCUGGGUAGGUAGUUGCAGAGAGGAAUACCUCUACCCAGCAGUAUUGUCUCCGAGUUCUACCACAACCUACCUACGGUAGGUACGGUACCAUCCAAGGUAGACAGACAAUCGAUACGUACCUUUCUACCACCUGCCUCGCUGUCCUUGCUGCUGCAAAACAUCAAACAGGCAAGUGGGUCUGUUUGCACGAGCAAAAACCCUUGUGGCUGGCCGUGCCCGUGCCCGCGUCGUUAUUGGGCCCGG